Messenger RNA from Priapulus caudatus, 1971 nucleotides. RefSeq lists its product as uncharacterized. Lineage: Eukaryota; Metazoa; Priapulida; Priapulimorpha; Priapulimorphida; Priapulidae. The record is from RefSeq and is a predicted model, not a curated record. The transcript has 7 exons. Bases 89 to 1090 code for a protein of 333 amino acids.
CAGGUGCCGUCACACCAACAGCAAUCAACAAACGAAAACGAGAUCGUCGUCAAGAAAGACUUUACCCGCAAGUACAAGUUUCUGAAUCAUGAAGACUUUGUCUGUAGUUGUGCUUUUAGGCGUUGCCCUUCAGGCUAGCGCUGUCGGAUUCUUCGAUCGCGUUCAGAGUAAUCCGGAUUCAAAUCCCGCUCCACCAGUAAACCGACCUCCGCCCUUCACAAACUUUCCCCCAGUUACCAACCUUCCCCCAGUUACCGACCUUCCCCCAGUUACCAACCUUCCCCCAGUUACCAACCUUCCCCCAGUUACUGGAGGUUCUGUUGACCCAGGUACGGACUUCUUCUCAAUUGACGAGAGCGUGAGGAGAAUAGUAGCAUUCAAGGACAAGGUAGCUCCCCCUGAUACGGAUCUAUUUUCCAUCGAUGCGAAUCCGGAUGCUAAUGAAGACGUUGACAUUCUCCUGAUGACGGAUCGCAGUUACAGUGUCACACCGCAGGGAUUUGAACAAGCUAAAUGUGUCAUGCGGGAAUGGGCGCAUCUUUUCCAAGACGACAGCCGCAUACGAGCGCGAGUGGCGAUGCUAAGCUUUGCUCGAUUCCCAACUCUCGAUUCACCGCUCUAUUUCAAGACGUACUAUUCGCUAUCACAGGUCCUCGACGCCAUCGACAACCUUAAAUACUAUAGGACUAGCUCUGCUAACUAUUGCUCACUAAGACAGAACCCGUACAACCGCCGCGCACCCUGGGUCAGCUUAGACGGUUGUGCUACGUGCACAAACUACGCCUUAGAGGAAGCAUACAAAAUAUUCUUCGAAUAUGGAGAGUCUCGUCCCCACUCCACUAAGGCCAUCGUCGUAAUAACGGACGGAAAAUCUAACUGUCCAUCAUCCUCGUUCACCUGCAGAGCGGCCCGUCAAUUGCGAUCUAGCGGCGUUGACAUCUUUGUUCAGGCGGUUGGCCAAAAGGUAGAUGCUAGCGAGGUCAGGUGCAUGGCUACCGGGAACAACUACAAUCUUAACAAAGACUAUUCAGAAACCUGCAGCAUCACAUCCUUGGCAAGGGAGGUGGGAGCCAAACGAUAUGUUGCAUAAAAGAAAUGGGGUAACCGCGUAUGGCAUACUACAUGUGUUUCAUAUAAUGUACUCUCGUAUUUCAUGCAGAUUUGAAGAUCGCAUUCUAACUAUAAUCUUAUUAUGAGCUACAAUAAUUACUAUGCUCGAUAAUAAUAUAUUAUAUUAAGUUAUGUCAACUUACGUUGCAAUAUUUAUACUUAGGUAGUUGGUAUAUAAGAGAUAUAGAAAAAUGUAUGAUUAAAAGGAUAUUAUUUCGCACAAAAACAAAACAUUAAAAUGUGACAAACUGAACCUGCUUAUACACGAAGAAUAACGACAUGGUUACGUCAUGGUAAUUUUUCAUAGAUUCAAUCCAACGAUAUUACCAAAAUAAGGUAUCGUUGUUACAUACGUUACGCAAGCAGUAGUAGAAGAGGAGACCGAGUAACACGAGCAACGGGUAAACACAGCAGUGAAUCAACGUGCUACAAAAACAUAGCCCGGGUGUAAAAUAUCUAUGUAGUAAGCACAAAUUAUACUGUUGCAGUUAACCACUUAUACGCAGAUUCAAACGUUUGUUUUUGAUACGAAAAAAAACACAAAAAACUAGUGAGUAUAGACAUUAUACGAUUAGUCAACUCUAAAUUAUUAGUCGUCAGUUGUGAUAUACACGCGCGUAGAUGCGCAGUAUUAAAAUCAGAAUAGUUUCUGGUCAUUAAUUGAAGUGGUGCCCUGUCACUGAUAAUGACAAAGGGGUGACGGUUAUUUUAAUAUCAUGUACGCUCGAUUUUCAUCUAUGAUGAUCGUGCAUUGAAUGUCGUCUGUUUAUAUGUGCCAUUUGUAUUUUUCGGUUGAUGUAUCCAAUACAAUUUUCCUCAAUAAAAAUGUGUCAACAAGGCAAAACGUACGCUUUACAUAUA